Molecule: messenger RNA, 10920 nt
Organism: Coregonus sp. 'balchen'
Lineage: Eukaryota; Metazoa; Chordata; Actinopteri; Salmoniformes; Salmonidae
Source: the annotation of a GenBank genome assembly
AUGUCUCAGUCUGCAGAGAAAGGGAAGGUGAGUGUACCCCUAAUUCUUUAGUACGCACACGCCCUAACCCAGGCACUCAGAGAGGACAUCCUGUAUAAACAGCUGUUUCAUCAGCAGCUUUAUUGCUUUUAGGAUUUUCUCCUCCAUUUAAUCUCAAUUUACACCAGCCAUCUAAAGGCUGGAGAUGAAGAAUGUCAGGGAGGAGAGCGAUAUAUUGUCACAUGCUUCGUAAAAAACGGGUGUAGACUAACAGUGAAACGCUUACUUACAGGGCCUUUCCCAAAAAUGCAUAGAGAGAAAACAAAUAAAUUAUAGAAAAUGUAUGACACAAGGAAUAAAUACACAAUGAGUAAUGAUAACUUGGCUAUAUACACGGGGGUACCAGUACCGAGUUGAUGUGCAGGGGUACAAGGUAAUUGAGGUAGAUAUGUACAUACAGGUAGGGAUAAAGUGACUAGGAAACAGGAUGGACAAUAAACAGUAACAGCAGCGCAUCUGAUGAGCCAAAAGAGUUAGUGCAAAAAAGGGUAAAUGCAGAUAGUCUGGGUAGUUAUAGGUUUACUAUUUAACUAUUUAGCAGUCUUAUGGCUUGGUGGUAGAAGCUGUUCAGGGUCCUGUUGGUUCCAGACUUGGUGCAUCGGUACCACUUGCCGUGAGGUAGCAGAGAGAACAGUCUAUGACGUGGGUGGCUGGAGUCUUUGACAAUUUUUAGGGCCUUCCUCUGACACCACCUGGUAUAGAGGUCCUGGAUGGCAGGGAGCUCGGCCCCGGUGAUGUACUGGGCUGUACGCACCACCCUCUAGAGCCUUGCGGUCGGAUGCCAAGCAGUUGCCAUACCAAGCGGUGAUGCAGCCAGUCAAGGUGCUCUCAAUGGUGCAGCUGUAGAACGUUUUGAGGAUCUGAGGGCCCAUGCCAAAUCUUUUCUGCAUCCUGAGGGGGAAGAGGCGUUAUCGUGCCCUCUUCACAACUGUGUUGGUGUGUGGACCAUGAUAAUUCCUUAGUGAUGUGGACACCAAGGAACUUGAAGCUCUCGCCCUGCUCCACUACAGCGCUGUCGAUGUGGAUGGGGGCCAUUUCCUGUAGUCCAUGAUCAGCUCCUUUGUCUUGCUGAUGUUGAGGGAAAGGUUGUUGUCAUGGCACCACGCUGCCAAGUCUCUGACCUCCUCCCUGUAGGCCGUCAGUGAUCAGGCCUACCACCGUCAUAUCGUCUGCAAACCUAAUGAUGGUGUUGGAGUUGUGUGCGGCCACGCAGUCGUGGGUGAUGUGGGAUUACAGGAGGGGACAAGGCACGCAACCCUGAGGGGCCCCCGUGUUAAGGGUUAGCGUGACGGAUGUGUGGUUGCCUACCCUCACCACCUGGGGGUAGCCAGUCAGGAAGUCCAGGAUUCAGUUGCAGAGAGAGGUGUUUCAUCUCAGGGUCCUUAGUUUAAUGAUGAGCUUGGAGGGCACUAUGGUGUUGAACGCUGAGCUGUAGUCAAUGAACAGCAUUCUCACGUAGGUGUUCCUUUUGUCCAGGUGGUACAAUAGAGAUUGCAUCGUCUGUGGUUCUGUUGGGGCAGUAUGCGAAUUGGUGUGGGUCCAUUUGUGUGGGAUGACGGUGUUGAUGUGAUCCAUGACCAGCCUUUCAAAGCAUUUCAUGGCUACAGAUGUGAGUGCUACAGUGCGAUAGUCAUUUAGAAAGGUUACUUUGGCAUUCUUGGGCACAGGGAAUAGGGUGGUCUGCUUGAAACAUCUAGGUAUUACAGACUGGGUCAGGGAGAGGUUGAACAUGUCAGUGAAGACACUUGCCAGCUGGUCAGUGCACGUCCUGGUAAUCUGUCUGUGAAUGUUAACCUUUUUAUAGGUCUUACUCACAUCAGCUACGGAGAGCUUGAUCACGCAGUUGUCCGGACCAGCUGGUGCUCUCAUGCAUGGUUUAGCAAGCAUAGAAGAUAUUUAGCUCGUCUGGUAGAUUUGCAUCACUGGACGACUCGCAGCUGGGUUUCCCUCUGUAAUCCGUGAUAGUUUACAAGCCCUGCCACAUCCGACAAUGCGUCAGAGCUGGUGUAGUAGGAUUCGAUCUUGGUCCAGUAUUGACGCUUUGCCUGUUUGAUGAUUUGUUGGAGCGUGUAGCAGGAUUUCUUAUAACCGUCCGGAUUAGUGUCCCGCUCCUUGAAAGCAGCAGCUCUAGCCUAGAUGUUGCCUGUAAUCCAUGGCUUCUGGUUGGGAUAUUUACGUACAGUCACUGUGUGGACGUCGUCAUCGAUGCACUUAUUAAUGAAGCCGGUGACUGAUGUGGUAAAGUCCUCCAUGCCAUCGGAUGAAUCCCGGAACAUAUUCCAGUCUGCGCUAGCGAAACAGUCCUGUAGCUUAGCAUCAGUUUCAUCGGACCGCUUCCGUAUUGAGCGUGUCACUGGUACUUCCUGUUUGAGUUUUUGCUUGUAAGCAGGAAUCAAGAGAAUUAAGUUAUGGUCAGAUUUGCCAAAUGGAGGGCGAGGGAGAGCAUUUUAUGUGUCUCUGUGUGUGGAGUAAAGGUGAUCUAGAGUUUUUUUGCCUCUAGUUGCACAGGCGACAAGCUGGUAGAAAUGAGGUAAAAUUGAUUUCUAGGAGUGCCGCCUCUGGGUGAUGGUUUUCUUGUUUGCUUAUGGCCCUAUACAGCUCGUUGAGUGCGGUCUUAGUGCGAUCAUCGGUUUGUGCUGGUAAAUAUAGAUAAACUCUCUUGGUAAGUAGUAUGGUCUACGUAUAGAAAAACCAGCUAGAUUUAUAUUUACCAUGUCCUUGUUCAGCCACGACUCUGAGAAACAUCGGAUAUUACAGUUCUUCAGAUCACGUUGAUAGGAUAGUCUUGAACGGAGCUCAUCCAGUUUAUUCUCCAGUGAUUGCACGUUUGCCAAUAGAACGGAGGGUAGAAGCGUCUUAUCAGGUAUCCCGCACGCCGGCCUCUAUAGCGCCGUCUCCUCCUCCUUCGAGGUUGGGGAUUUGGGCCUGGUCUGGGAUAAUAAAUGUAUUUCGCUUCCUACUCAUUGAAGUAGAAGUCCUCGUCCAAAUUGAGGUUAGUGAUAGCUGUUCUGAUGUCCAGAAGCUCUUUUCGGUCAUAGGAAACGAUGGCGGCAACAUUAUGUACAAAAAAAUACUAAAAGAAACAAUUUGUCAGUAGCCUGCAAAACGGACGCUAUUCCCUCCAGCGCCAUUCUACUACACAGAGUGGGAGGGAAGCGAAACAAUUUAAGACACUUCUUCCAAUGCAAAUCCUACUGAGUUAUAAUGCAUUAUCGUUAUAACCAUGUGUUUGUCAGUUCCCCGAGGCGGCAGGAUAUGUGGGUUUUGCCAACCUACCCAACCAGGUGCACAGGAAGUCAGUGAAGAAGGGAUUUGAGUUCACCCUCAUGGUUGUUGGUGAGUAUGACCUAUUCUACAACUAUGUCGAUUCAAUUCAGGAGAAUUCAAGAGAAGCUCACCUACACAGUAGUUAUUUUGUGCCAGAAUGCUGUUGUAUAGUUGAGGGCUGUGUCCAAGAUGGCAUCGUAUUCCCUAUAUAGUGCACUACUUUUGACCAGAGCCCUAGGCCCUGGUCAAAAGUAGUGCACAAUAUACGGAAUAGGGUGCCAUUUGGGACGCAACCUUGUAGAUGUAUAGAUCCUAGAAUGAUCAGGCCCGGUCCGUAUUUCUGCAGGAGAGUCUGGUUUGGGCAAGUCUACGCUGAUCAACAGCCUGUUUCUGACAGACCUCUACCCAGAGCGAUACAUCCCUGGGGCCGCAGGUACACUCACACUCACUCACUAAUAAUGGAGAAAUGUCUGUUCUGCUGUCUCCGGUAUAGUAUUGCCUGGAGUGGAAUGUUAAGAAUUAUCGUUUGUAUUAGUCUUUCAAAGGCCCAUCCCCUCCUCAUGACUUAGAUUAUUGGCCAGUCUGUAAAACAACCUCCAGCUCCUACCGCUUUUGUGUUUGUAGUUCUGAAGGGAUGGGAUAGGUGUAAGCAGUAUUGUAAUGGCUUCAGCAUUGGGCAAUAUUGAUCGUACAAAAAAAACACGAUUUGAAAUCAUGUGAAAACUUGUUUUUGGAACACUUACGUUUUCACGUGUAGUUUCAUGUUAUCACAUGUUGCUUUACAUGUUGUCACAUGUUAUGUUAUAACUUCACAUAAGAUCAUAUGUGAUCACAUGAAAACUUGUGUUUUUGGAACACUUUUUACAUGUUCACAUGUGAAAUUCAUGUGUUUUUUUUUUUUUUUCCAUAAGGGUGCUUACACCUGUCCAGCUGCUUAAGAUCUGCAGAAGGGGUUAGGGGCUGCCUGGGUUUGUUUUCAACUUGGAUAUUUUUUCCAGAGGCUUGGCUUAGGCAGGCUUUAGAGUCACAAGGAACAGAAGCUUUGAUCUGAAAAGUAAUGAAACUACUUAAUUAUAAUGCUGUGUCCCCCGGGAUCCCUCUAAGCUUAACCUAGUGUGUUACACCCAACUAAAUAUUAUUUAUUUUGUCUCUCCCUCUGUAGAGAAGAUCGAGCGGACGGUGCAGAUAGAAGCCAGUACGGUGGAGAUUGAGGAGAGGGGUGUGAAACUCCGCCUUACUGUGGUCGACACCCCCGGAUAUGGAGACGCCAUCAACAGCCAGGACUGGUGGGUGGAUGGGGGGGGGGGGAGUCAACUUGUUUGCCCUCCUGUACUCCCAUCCCCUUUUACUCUUUCUCUCAAAUUUCCUCUCACCUUCCUCCUCCACCCUCUCUUUCCUACCUCUCCUUCCCAAUCUUUCAUUCGCCCUUUCGCCAUUUCCUCAGCCUCCUCCCCUUUGUCUGUUUGUGUGUGUGUGUGCAGGGUUUGUUCUGGAUCAAAAAGGCGCUUAGGUGGUGGGCGUGGCAAUGGGUGCGGACGUUGUGUCAGUGCUGCUGAAUUUAAAGGCCCUGUGCAGUCAGAAACGUGAUUUUUCUGUGUUUUAUAUACAUUUCCACACUAUGAGGUUGGAAUAAUACUGUGAAAUUGUGAAAAUUAUGAUAAUACCCUUUUAGUGUAAGAGCUGUUUGAAAAGACUGCCUGAAAUUUCAGCCUGCUUUGGUGGGAUGGAGUUUUGGCCUGCCUGAUGACAUCACCAGGCAGUAAUUAGUUAAUAGACCAAUAAGAAAGAGAGUACAUUUCUGCCAAUAACAGCUAGUUUUCAGUUUUCUCCUCCCCACUCAGACCACUCCCAGACAGUCAUAGCCAAAUUCUUGCUUGAGAAAUUGCUCUUCCUAAGAAGACAUUUUGGUUUCUUUUUGAAAACAAUCAAAGUAAGGUGCUUUGUUACCCAGAAAUGAUUUGAUAUCGAGAAAAAUAGUGUGCAAAGCUGUCAGCAAGGCAAAGGGUGGGUAUUUAAAAUAUAUUUUGAUUUGUUUAACACUUUUCUGGUUACUACAUGAUUCCAUAUGUGUUAUUUCAUAGUUUUGAUGUCUUCACUAUUAUUCUACAAUGUAGAAAAUAGUACAAAUAAAGAAAAACCCUUGAAUGAGUAGGUGUGUCCAAACAACAAUAACAGCACUUACAGUUGACUGGGGCAGCUCUAGCAGGGCAGACAUUUGACUAACUGACUUAUUGGAAAGCUGGCAUCCUAUAACGGUGCCUUGUUGAAAGUCACUGAGCUCUUCAGUAAGGACAUUCUACUGCCAAUGUUUGUCUAAGUUGAAUGCACCAAUUUGUAAGUCGCUCUGGAUAAGAGCGUCUGCUAAAUGACUUAAAUGUAAAUAUGGAGAUUGCAUGGCUGUGUGCUUCAUUUUAUACACCUGUCAGCAACGGGUGUGGCUGAAAUAGCUGAAUCCACUAAUUUGAAGGGGUGUCCACAUACUUUUGUAUAUUUAGUGUAUUUUUCUACCCAUCCCCUGAUCUGUGCCUUUCCACAACAUUGUCCCGGAGUUCUUUUGAAAGCUCCUUGGUGCCCAUGGUUGAGUGUUUGCUUUGCAAUUCACUACCAAGCAUAGGGAAGCUACAGGAACGGCUGAAUUUAUCCUAAAAUCAUGGCCAAUUUACUUGGUGUGUGAUUUUGAAGGUGAUUGGUUACACCUGAGAUAAUUUUGGAUUGCUAUUAUAAGGGGGUGGGGAGGGGGGGUGGCGGCCCGCUGAAGGAUUUCAAUGGCAGAAAAAUCCCUGUGUGUGUAUUGGUAUACAGUGAGGGAAAAACGUAUUUAAUCCCCUGCUGAUUUUGUACGUUUGCCCACUGACAAAGAAAUUAUUAGACUAUAAUUUUAAUGGUAGGUUUAUUUGAACAGUGAGACAGAAUAACAAAAAAAAAAUCCAGAAAAACGCAUGUCAAAAAUGUUAUAAAUUGAUUUGCAUUUUAAUGAGGGAAAUAAGUAUUUGACCCCCUCUCAAUCAGAAAGAUUUCUGGCUCCCAUGUGUCUUUUAUACAGGUAACAAUCUGAGAUUAGGAGCACACUCUUAAAGGGAGUGCUCCUAAUCUCAGCUUGUUACCUGUAUAAAAGACACCUGUCCACAGAAGCAAUCAAUCAAUCAGAUUCCAAACUCUCCACCAUGGCCAAGACCAAAGAGCUUGCCAAGGAUGUCAGGGACAAGAUUGUAGACCUACACAAGGCUGGAAUGGGCUACAAGACCAUCGGCAAGCAGCUUGGUGAGAAGGUGACAACAGUUGGUGCGAUUAUUCGCAAAUGGAAGAAACACAAAAGCACUGUCAAUCUCCCUCGACCUGGGGCUCCAUGCAAGAUCUCACCUCGUGGAAUUGCAAUGAUCAUGAGAACGGUGAGGAAUCAGCCCAGAACUACACAGGAGGAUCUUGUCAAUGAUCUCAAGGCAGCUGGGCCCAUAGUCACCAAGAAAACAAUUGGUAACACACUACGCCGUGAAGGACUAAAAUCCUGCAGCGCCCGCAAGGUCCCCCUGCUCAAAAAAGCACAUAUACAGGCCCGUCUGAAGUUUGCCAAUGAACAUCUGAAUGAUUCAGAGGAGAAUUGGGUGAAAGUGUGGUGGUCAGAUGAGACCAAAAUCGAGCUCUUUGGCAUCAACUCAACUCGCCGUGUUUGGAGGAGGAGGAAUGCUGCCUAUGACCCCAAGAACACCAUCCCCACCAUCAAACAUGGAGGUAGAAACAUUAUGCUUUGGGGGUGUUUUUCUGCUAAGGGGACCGGACAACUUCACCGCAUCAAAGGGACGAUGGACGGGGCCAUGUACCGUCAAAUCUUGGGUGAGAACCUCCUUCCCUCAGCCAGGGCAUUGAAAAUGGGUUGUGGAUGGGUAUUCCAGCAUGACAAUGACCCAAAACACAUGGCCAAAGCAACAAAGGAGUGGCUCAAGAAGAAGCACAUUAAGGUCCUGGAGUGGCCUAGCCAGUCUCCAGACCUUAAUCCCAUAGAAAAUCUGUGGAGGGAGCUGAAGGUUCGAGUUGCCAAAUGUCAGGCUCAAAACCUUAAUGACUUGGAGAAGAUCUGCAAAGAGGAGUGGGACAAAAUCCCUCCUGAGUUGUGUGCAAACCUGGUGGCCAACUACAAGAAACGUCUGACCUCUGUGAUUGCCAACAAGGGUUUUGCCACCAAGUACUAAGUCAUGUUUUGCAGAGGGGUCAAAUACUUAUUUCCCUCAUUUAAAAUGCAAAUCAAUUUAUAACAUGUUUGAAAUGCGUUUUCCUGGAUUUUUUGUUGUUGUUAUUCUGUUUCUCACUGUUCAAAUAAACCUACCAUUAAAAGUAUAGAUUGAUCAUUUCUUUGUCAGUGGGCAAACGUACAAAAUCAGCAGGGGAUCAAAUACUUUUUUCCCUCACUGUACCUAUGUCUGUGUGUAUGAGUGUGUGUACAAUAGUUGAUGAUGGCAGGAGCAGUGAUUCUUCCCGUUCCCUUGCCCCCUCAGCUGCUGUGUGGGCUCUCUCACUCCCUCUCUCCCUCCACCUCUCGCUCUCCUCCCCUCAGCUCCAUUUCCUGUUGAUUGUCCUGACAUGCCUGUGUUUGUGCCUGUGGUUGAGUGGACGUUGAAAUCAAAUAAACAACAAAAAAUGGUCACAUGCUUAGUAAACAACAGGUGUAGACUAACAGAGAAAUGCUUACUUACAGGUCCUUUACUAACCAUGCAGAGUUAAAGAUGAAGAUAGAAAAAGAUAGAUAUAGAAACCAGGGUUGUUACCACUGGCAGUGGUCUAAGGGCUAGGUUGAGUGCAAUAGAGCAGGUUAGCAGCUCGGUGGCGUCAGUGACAACAAAGGGGCAACAGUAGCAGGUGAUAAGGAUAUGCUAAGAUCCAGAGUUGGGAUCAUUCCAUUUCAAUUAAUCUCAGUUCAAUUGGACAAGGCAUUUUUUCACAGUAGUGGCUUGAGUUGUCUGGAGUUGAUACGGAAUGAACCCCAACACUGCCUGGGUCCAACUGGGUGAUGUGAAUAUAGGUCAGAGGUAAUCUACAUCCCAAAUGGCACCCUAUUCCCUAUAUAGUGCACUACUUUUGACCAGAGUAGUGCACUAUACAGGGAAUAGGGUGCCAUUUGGGAAGCAGACUUUGUGUUGAUGUUACUUCUGUUUGGGGGGUAAGCUGUAGCUAAUGACCAUGUGACCACGCCUAGUGGCCCUGCAGGAAGUAAUCAGAGAAAGCAGGUCAGAUGACAGAGAUAGGCUACAUCUCAAUAAUCUGAAAUGGCUUCUUUUUCUGGUCUACUUUCCUCCAUGUUGCUGUCUGUUAUCGCUGGUUUUCAUAUCAGUGCAGAUGAAGUAGGAAAGGUGAGGAGAAAAAGCAAGUUUAGGCUUUUGAGUUGCACCCACUUUGUGAAUAUUUAAAGUAUAUACAGUGUAUAUACUGCCAAGGCUACAAAGACCCACAAUCUAUUUCUGGAGGUGGUCUUCAAGUUCACACAAUGUCUCUGGUCGGUUUGUGUUUGAUUUUUGUGUGUGUGUUUUGUUUGUGUGUGUGUGUGUGUCCUCAGCUUUAAGACUAUCAUCCAGUACAUUGAUAACCAGUUUGAGCGUUACCUUCAUGACGAGAGUGGCCUAAACCGCAGGCACAUCGUAGACAACAGAGUCCACUGCUGCUUCUACUUCAUCUCUCUUUUUGGACACGGGUAACACACACACACACACACACACACACACAGCUACUUCUUACCACUAUUUAGACUGGGUAGUGGGAACAUAAUCACUUUAUAUUUAUCUGUAUUAUAUUUCUACCUGUCCCUGUAUCUGUCCAGUCUGAAGCCUCUGGAUGUGGAGUUCAUGAAGGCCAUUCACAGCAAGGUCAACAUCGUCCCUGUCAUCGCUAAGGCUGACACACUCACACUGAAAGAGAGAGACCGCCUUAAAAGGAGGGUGAGUGGGGCACACACGUAUAAGUACACCACAUAUUCAAUAGUUUUCCCUCAUUCCCUUACGUUAAAAUCUCUUUUUAAAUACUGGUGUAAAAACAUAGUCACUAAGAUCAUGAUAGAACCAGUGGAAUGUGAGAUGAGGCUGUUGCCUGGAUGUUGUGAGCUGCAUCAGCAUCACUAGCUGUUCUUGUUUGUGUCCUGAGCCAUAUGGUACUGUCAUCAGAACGUAGAUUAUAGAAUAAUAAUCAGAGGCAGCUAUCCAAGUCGGACAUCGUGAUUGUGUGUGAAUACGCACACAUCUGGCCUGUUUGUGUGCGUGUGUACAUUUUUGAUGAUGCAGCUUGAUUGCUGCUGGACAAAAGCAGGCUUCUUUAGAAGUGCAGAGAGAGAAAAGAAAGGACGAGACAGGGAAAGAGAGAGGGGGAAAGACAAAAGAGGGAGAGGGAGAAAGAGAAAGCACACAUCUUGGUCAGUAUCUCCUCCCAGAUGCUUCCUAUUGGAGCAGACCCAGGUGUCUGCCUGCCUGCACGCUCCCUGCUUUCUGAUGUCUGGUCUGACAUAACAUACACAUACACACACACGCCCUUGUCCAACCCUUUGUGUUAUUGUAGUCAGGUUACACUCUGGGCUCCCUUUCAUCUCACAUGCAUUAGACCCUGUAAUGCACGCGCGCACACACACACACACACACCAGGAGAGGUGUGUUAAGAUUUCACUUUAAUAACUCUACCUACAUGUACAUUUUAUCUCAAUUACCUCGACUAACCGGUGCCCCCGCACAUUGACUCUGUACCGGUACCCCCUGUAUAUAGCCUCGCUACUGUUAUUUUACUGCUGCCCUUUCAUAAUUUUUUAUUUUUUUUAAUGUAUUUUUAUUUUUAGGUAUUCUUUCUUAAAACUGCAUUGUUGGUUAAGGGCUUGUAAGUAAGCAUUUCACUGUAAGGUCUACACCUGUUGUAUUCGGCGCAUGUGACAAAUCAAAUUUGAUUUGAUUAAGAUGAUAUAGCCCAUGCUAGGAAGAGGAGAAUAAGGUUGUGUAAAUAGGAUUUCCUGCUUCUGUGAUAUCACUCCCCAACUCCGCUCAUCCCCCUCUCCUCCACCCCCUCCACCCACCCAGCCCACCCAACAAUGGUCCUGUUGCCUGAUGAUUAGAUGUUUUGGUUUCUGCUCCUUUUGAUUCUGUGUGUUUGAGUCACAGUUUGUUUAAAUUUCUCUCUGGGAUCAAACAGUGCCUUUCUCUCUGUGGUGGGAGAGAUAGCAACCAGAUCCGGACAGGGCUGACUCGUUGUGUGUGUGCGUGCAUCUUAUAUAAUCCUCUGGUGACAUCCACCCAAUAUAAUCAACAGUGAAUAUCUUAUUGUCUAACUUCUGCCCUCUGCCCCUUUGUUUUGCCUGAGCUGUGUAGUUAGCUGUACUGCAACUACUGUGUACUGUAUUUCCCCUCCCUAACCCCUGUACUGACAGUCCAGUCCCAGCUAGUAGUCUAUGUUCAGUCCCAGAACCCCCACCAGCACUUCUUUCAUACCCCAGAGACGUUGGUCUUUUCCCCCAGUGGGGAGGCCUCUGCCCCAGCCUGUAUGUGGCCGGAGUGGGACCUGGCUGGCACUCAGGGCUGGAACGGCUCUCCUAGCUGGGCUCCGGUGGAGGAUGGCAGACUCAGUCACUGGACAGCUGCUUUGUUGGAAGCCCAG